GAAAUAAAUCUGGCAUAUGACUUUCAAAACAUUGAAUAACUGAAAGAAAAGUCAAAGACGUUUUAUAAAAGCCGAAUUUACAUUAAAUCUGUAAAUCUAGUUACUUUUUCUGAGAUUAUAAUAGUUCAAUGAAAGUAAAAUGGGUUUGGAAAUUGGAGGUAGAGAUGUCAGCUACAUUCCAGUAAUUACCACCAUUGCAUUGGGUCUGUAUGUUGCAUGGCAAUGUUUUCGUUCAUCUAACAAGCCACCCUCUAAGAUCAACCCUGGCAUUGACAAGUCUAAAGAUAAAGUUGUAACCUCCGUAAACGUGGAAGAUGUUGGUGACAAUGCUUGCUACUGCCGCUGCUGGAGAUCAAAAAAGUUCCCUAUGUGCGAUGGAUCUCACAAUGCUUACAAUCAGGAAACAGGAGACAAUGUUGGUCCUUUGUGUUUUAAGAAGGAGAAAUGUAGCUCAUAAUCAUUCAGUUUCCUGCCACAUUUGUAAUAGUACAGAAUGUUGUGAUGAUCAUUUCUUUAGACAUUAUAGAACAGAACAAACCUACUAGUGAAUUGUUCAUGAAACUAGUAUGAGUAUGUUUUACAAACAGAAAGAUUUUAGUUUUUUUAGAUUUCAGUUUUCAACAUACCUUUCUUAAUUUUUACUUUGUUCCUUAAUUUUCAUAUUUUGUUUAAAAGAAAUGGUUUAUUUUGUAUCUCCACAUGAUUGGUUAAUCAGAUGGCUUGUGCAGUUUGCUCAAUGUUAUGAUUCACAUUUAAACAAUUUAAUUUUUAGCUUAGUUAUUAAAGCACAAUUAUUAAAUGCUGAUGUUAAUGUAAAGUGAAAUUGUUGUAGGUAAUUGUUCAACAGUAAGUGUGUUAGCAUGUUAUGUAUUAUUUAAAUUCAAGUUCUAUGCACAAAGCUAUUCCUUUGAAAGUGUAAUAUCCAUUUGAGAAUCCAUCGUUGUGACAUUUUUUUAAACCAAUAAUUUUUUACACUAUGGGUAAUUUCACUAAGAUCACACAGGAGUUUGGUAGUAUGUUCUUAUUUCAGCACUUUAGUGUUAGAUAUAUGUGCCUUAGAAUUUUGUAGCUAGUGUGAUUCUUUAUAUGAUGUAUAGGAUUGGGUAUUUAUAGUUUUACAUGUGCCAGUUGUAACUUUUAUAUGGAUUGUUUUGCCCCACAUUUGUAACCUUUGACUUUAGGAGACCAGAAGCUAGAUCUCAACAUAAUGUUUUGUCAAUGUUCAGAUAAAUACUACUCAACAUUCUUGUUAAAGGGGCUCAGUUAAAAUAUCCAUAUUUAGCAUGUAAAUAAAAAUUUGAUACUCCUUAAAGUAUUCAAAAGUUUUUUUAUUUUUAGCCAACUAUAAAGAUUAUUGCAAGGUGGAUAAAAUGCAGCAAAGAGAAAGCAAAAGCAAUUAUUUUAACAGAAAAGUAAUUUUUAUUCGUGUAAAAAAAAAUCUUAAACAAGUGACAAGAUGUAUUUUUAAUUAAUAAAUAUCCAUCUAAAUCUAAACAUGUAUACAAUGUAAUGUUAAAUAUUUACAAAAAAAAAAAUUAAUAUUGCUAGUUAUUUUAAUCUAAGCUAACUAAGAAUCAACUGUCAGCAGCCUUUUUUCUCACUAUGUUCACUGGUCCCACAUUGUCACCAGAACAUUUGUUGUGUUCUUUAUGGACUCCAUCACAGUAUGGCCACUGG
Molecule: messenger RNA, 1677 nt
Organism: Physella acuta
Lineage: Eukaryota; Metazoa; Mollusca; Gastropoda; Physidae
Product: CDGSH iron-sulfur domain-containing protein 1-like
Biological process (GO): regulation of autophagy
Cellular component (GO): mitochondrial outer membrane; intracellular membrane-bounded organelle
Molecular function (GO): 2 iron, 2 sulfur cluster binding
Source: RefSeq, a predicted model, not a curated record